This is a messenger RNA of Ixodes scapularis (black-legged tick), 819 nucleotides long. Its product is annotated as 3-[(3aS,4S,7aS)-7a-methyl-1,5-dioxo-octahydro-1H-inden-4-yl]propanoyl:CoA ligase-like. The transcript has 5 exons. Gene Ontology annotation, molecular function: CoA-ligase activity. The record is from RefSeq and is a predicted model, not a curated record. The coding region runs from base 1 to 819 and encodes 272 amino acids. NCBI's taxonomy places the organism in Eukaryota, Metazoa, Arthropoda, Arachnida, Ixodida, Ixodidae.
AUGGCGGCUCGCAUUACGAACGGAGUGAUACAAUCGCCACUUCCGGACUUUGACGUUGGGAACAAAUGUGUUUCUGAACUCAUAGAAGGACGCUUGAAGAAACUAUUACACAAGGUGAUCAUUGUUGACACCUACCAAAGUUUGACCGCCUCGCAGUUGUUAAAAAAAAUACGUAAAUACGGUGUAGGCUUUUAUCAACACGGUGUUAAACCGGGGACCAAGGUGUGUGUGUAUGUUGGCAACACCGUUGAAAAUGUAGCCGCGGCAUUUGGUGUUAUGUUUGCGGGCGGGACGCUCGUCAUGGCGAAGACGGCCUAUGUGGAAAGGGAGUUGGUGUAUACGAUUGAAGACAGCCACUGCACUUUUUUACUAAUGGACCUAGAAACCGCGCCACAGGCUGCAAAGUGGAAUAUACCAACGAUCAUUAAGGGAUUUUUCGCCGUAGGAGGUGCGCCUGGUUUCAUCGACAUUCUCCUUUUCCAAGAUCUUCCUGAUGCGUCCUUCAAACCCCACGUGCCCACAGAGACCGAGAAAGAAGUUGUGGUCAUUCUGUACACGUCAGGGUCAACGGGUCUCCCGAAGGGUGUAGAAAUAUCGCACAAAGCGUAUUGUGCUUCGUUCUACGCAUACAGGUCUACUGGAAUUUGCACUGAAGACGAUGUUUACUUGGCCUGGAAUCCCUUCACCCAUGUGUCGGGUUUCGCGGUAGCCAUGUUUUCUAUGCUCAUAGGUGCAAAGACUGUCAUCACCGAUCCCUUAAUUUCGUACGAAAAUUUUUUGAAAACUCUCAAAACCUUUAAGGUGAGAAUAUUCAGAUGA